Electrophorus electricus (electric eel) is the source of this 4831-nucleotide messenger RNA. It is a transcript of the gene mertka, whose product is annotated as c-mer proto-oncogene tyrosine kinase a. The record is from RefSeq and is a predicted model, not a curated record. Gene Ontology annotation, cellular component: signaling receptor complex; plasma membrane. Gene Ontology annotation, biological process: positive regulation of kinase activity; phagocytosis; cell migration. NCBI's taxonomy places the organism in Eukaryota, Metazoa, Chordata, Actinopteri, Gymnotiformes, Gymnotidae. Gene Ontology annotation, molecular function: protein binding; transmembrane receptor protein tyrosine kinase activity; ATP binding.
AAGUAGCACUGAUGUCGAUAUCAGAAGCUUUAGGAAUGCGAACGUGAAAGUUGCUUCCGCUGCGUGAAGUAGAAUGUUAUUACAAGCAUUAGUAAACAUGCCUGAGAGGUCACUCGUCUUGUAACUGGAACUCACUGCAUCCGAUGAACAAUUGUUGACAAACCUUAUACGCUGUUUAUAGGCAAAACUGGGAAGAAAGGACCUCAAAAUGACAUUAAAUAUUUUUAUGCUUCUUGGGAUUUUUUCACAUUCAAUAUCACUCUCGACCGCUGGCAGCCAUGGACGAGCCCUGCUAGCUGUUGCCCUCUCAGUGGGGUUACCACAGGGCAACUCUGCUCACCCUUCUGGAGGCUCGGAGCACUUGAUCAUGGCUGUCCGGGUGCCCAGUGUGCACCUGUCCCAGGAGGAGAUCGAGAGACUGCGCUUUAAACCCACCGUGGGCACCAUCUGGUGCUCACUGGGUGCAGAGGUCAAAUUCAACUGCUCAAUUGACCUCAAUGACGUAGGCCAAGACCUGAGCAUCCUCUGGUUUAAGGAUGGUAGAGAGAUUCCUGAUGGCAUGCAGACAACGGUGUACAACCAGGAGAGGACAGUGGCCCUCCUGUCCACCAUCAGUAUUAAGAAUGUUCAGCGAACAGAUGCUGGCAAGUACUGUUGCAGACUGAGCGUUAGUAACAAAGUGAUUGAAUCAAAUCCUAUCAUUGUUGAGGUAGAGGGCCUGCCAACCUUCACUAAGCAUCCAAGUGAUGUAAAUGUAACCAGGAAUACUUCUUUCACAUUGACUUGCGAGGCGGUGGGUCCACCGAAUCCUGUCACUAUAAUGUGGCUUCACAAAGGCCAGAAGUUGAACCACACCAGCCACUCCCCCAGCACCAUCACUAUCCAAGGUGUGGACAGCCCAACCCAGUAUAGCUGUGAAGCUCACAAUUCCAAAGGCGUUGCUGUCUCCAGAGAAGCUCACAUCAACAUUAAAGACAAUCCAGCCAAGGUGUCCAAUGUCACUGUGGUCAGACGUGAAGCGAACAACCUUAUCUUAAGAUGGACUCCUGGACAUGAUGGAUUUUCUCCUCUCAGUACUUGCAGUAUCACAGUGAGAGAACUAGGCAGGGAAGUGGGCAAUCCUACUCGGGUUGUCAGUCUGCAAGUCCCUCCGUUCUCAUGUGAGAUCACUGGCCUGAAAGCCAUGACCUGGUACAACAUGAGUGUGUCCUGCACCAAUGAGAUUGGCUACUCGCCACCCAGUGCCUGGGUCCAGAGCAACACCACAGAGGGAGUCCCUUCAGGGGCUCCGCUGAAUGUGAACAUUCAUGUAAAUGGCUCUAUGCUGCUGAUCCAGUGGAAGGCUCCACCCCCUGACAAGGUGAAUGGAAUUUUGAAGGGAUACGACAUCUUUAUCCAUGAUGGGAAACAUAUGAAUAAGAUUCACAGUAUCUCAACAGAGGCAGCAGUGGCCAUGCAGGUGUUUAACACCACAUAUAGCGUGGAAGUCAUGGCAUGCACACAGGCUGGCUGUGGAGUGAAAAGCUCUCCAUACUGGCUGUUUGUCCCUGAGAUUGAUUUGCCUCUAACCCCAUCUUCAGACUUUGAGUACAUCGUGUUCGGAGUGGUUUCUGGUUUCUGUCUGCUGAUACUCCUGCUGAUUGUGGUCAUGUGCCUGCGUAGUCGGGUACUAGAGACUCGACUUGGAAGGUUGCUUGGAACUGGAGAGAAACUGCCACCUGUUAUUGAGUACAGGCCACAGAGGUCCUACAAUCGAUCAGCCAUCGAAAUCACACUUGCAAACCUGGGGAUCAGUGAAGAACUCCAAGCCAAACUUCAGGAAGUGAUGGUCCUGAGAAGCCUGCUUGCUGUUGGAAAAGUGCUGGGAGAAGGGGAGUUUGGUGCUGUAAUGGAGGGUCACUUGAAGCAUCCUGAUGGAACCAGUGAAAAAGUUGCUGUAAAGACUAUGAAGUUGGAUAAUUUCUCUCAGAGGGAGAUAGAAGAGUUUCUGAAUGAGGCUGCCUGCAUGAAAGACUUUAACCAUCCUAAUGUCAUUAGACUAUUAGGAGUAUGUUUAGAAGUGGGCCCAGGCCAUUUUCCCAAGCCAAUGGUCAUUCUCCCUUUCAUGAAGUACGGAGACCUGCAUAGCUUUCUCCUUCGUUCCCGGCUAGGAGACACUCCUCGGUAUCUUCCCACACAGACUCUCUUGCGGUUUAUGAUUGACAUUGCACUAGGAAUGGAAUACCUCAGCAGCAGAAACUUUCUACAUAGAGACCUUGCAGCACGCAAUUGCAUGCUACGUGAUGACAUGACUGUGUGUGUGGCAGACUUCGGCCUUUCAAAAAAGAUUUACAGUGGAGAUUAUUAUAGACAGGGCAGAAUAGCCAAGAUGCCUGUGAAAUGGAUUGCUGUGGAGAGCCUGGCAGACCGAGUCUUCACUGUGAAAAGUGAUGUGUGGGCAUUCGGUGUAACCAUGUGGGAGAUUGCAACUCGAGGCAUGACUCCAUAUCCUGGUGUCCAAAACCAAGAGAUUUAUGAUUACCUCCUGGAAGGCCACAGGCUAAAGCAGCCAAAUGAUUGCCUAGAUGAACUGUAUGACAUCAUGUUCAGCUGUUGGUGUGCAGACCCUGUGGACCGGCCCGACUUCUUGCAGGUGCGGGGGAUGCUGGAGAAACUGGCAGAUAAGCUCCCCGACACGUCAAGCAGGAAAGAUAUCAUCUACAUCAACACAAGCUUCCCAGAGGAGGAACCACUGGUGGAAGGUCCCCUCCUCACCUCCUCACCAACCUGCAGACACCAGACCACAGACACAUCCAUUGUAACAGCAGACAUACACGAGAGCUCCCCCAUGGAGGAAGAUGACCGAUACGUUAUUGUCAUCUCAUCAGAAGACCCCUCUGUUGUGAUGCAGAAUCGCACCGUGGACUGUCCUCUUUUGGCAGAUAUAAGUUUGGAGCUGGACAGUGCUGACACUGUCAGGGAAGGAGCAGAUCUGCAGCAGGCCUAUAGCGACAUGACACACUUGCUCUGAGGCAUUAAGUAAAACAACAGAAGGAGACUUGGUGCUCGAAGUUGGAAAAACAUUUUCAUCCAUUGAUUUAACUGAGUUAAAGCUGCUGUAAUCAAUUUUGACAUUGUUGCUGACUUCUUCCAGACAGAAAAACAGUCUUCUGUUUUUGUUUUUUUCCCUGAUUCUUUGUACUUCAAACUAACCCAUGUCAGAGCAUUUGACUUGAUUUCUGACACUGCCAUAUGCAAUGUUUUAGAAAUACAGAGGUUCGAGCUUGCUAGGGGGGUUUCUGGGGCAUGCCCCCACCAUGUUGAGUAAAGAGUUUUUAGUAACAAGGUCACUCACUCUACCCAUGGUAAAGCAAUGGCGCUGGUGACCAGAUAAGAAAGGCCUUUGCAGCACCAAAGUAGUGUUUAGGUCAUUAUUUCAUGACUUUCAUUAUAUACACCUCUGAAAAAAUACAGCGGUCCAGACCUCCAUGACCUCAGUGGUGGGUAUGGCCUUGAUUUCAGAUAGUUAUUAACAGCAAUAACAGGCUAGAGCUUUGGAUGUGAAAAUAUGAUGAGCACUAACAACCAUGGCAUUAUGCGUAUGUGAGAAUGCCAUAUAUCAUAAAUGGCCAGUAUUUUUUAAGAAUUUAAAGAUUUUAAAGAGAUUACUUCAACGUAAUAUGGGAAUCUGAAUCUUAGUUUUCACAGUAGUGAAUUUUUGAGAAAAUAUAGUGUACAUAGACUUUAUGUAUAUUAGGUAUUCAUUUGUAAAUAUGAUGUAUGUGGUCCAGAUGUUUAUAUGUUUUAUUUUCUUAGAUGGGAUAAGGUAGUGUGAGAGGACAGGAGUGCAAGACCACAAAAAUGAAAAAGGAGUUUAACUGAAGGAAAGUAUUAGCCUGUGUCUGAAACGUUUGUGAUUGAACCAUUCACCAAGGUACUCUGUCAAAUAUAUGCAGUGUGAAAUUAUUUGCAGCUAUAAAUCUUUUGCUUAUUAAAUAGUGUUAGCAAAAGGAUGUUUGUAAUGUGAUUUUUCUAUUGCUUAGGCUAUUUUUAGGCCUAUGUAAGUUAUAUAUAAUAUUGUGAAUCUUAGAAAUCAGUUUCUAGGGGGUCUCUGAUUCAUUCCAGUGCAUGGGGCAUCUAAUUAAUUCAGAUUCAAGCAUAUCAGAACCAGAUGAAGGACAAUCUGUGGACCCCUACUACUAAUCUGUCUGUGAUGAGUUGUCCACAGUCUGUUCAUUCUUUCAUUAUUUCUCUAAAAUGCUUAAACCCAUAAAUUGAAUUGAGAAAGCUCAUGAAAUAUACAUAUGUAUUUUUAAACAUUUCAGCAUUGUAUUUGUUAAAAGUGGCCACCCCUGUUGAAAACCAAGGUGUUAGAGAACUUUGUCAAAUCUCACUUGUAGACACAUAGGGCUGGUACAUGUUUAACAACUGAUAAAUUAGUUUAAAUAAAAAGUAUUCAGACCUCUUGUGUCCCAUGCAGGAGGUGGUUAUUUGCAUAUUAAGAUAUCUGUACUGGGUGUAUUAAUCUUCAGACCAUAUGGGUAGUCUGCUUGGUCAUGAGGACAAGAUGAACAAUACACAUCAUUAUUUUUGGAAAAAUAUAAGUGAAAUAGAGCAGUUGUGUGAUAUUGCACUCACCAAAAGGCAAUUUUAUAAGAUGAAUACAAUGUCACAUAUACUAACUUUCAUGGCAAUAAAUAUUUCUUCUUUUAUUAGGAUAAGAAAACAGGAAAAUGUAAAUAGCACUUGAAUUGGAUGAAUUGGAUCUUAAUUUCUGUUCAAGUGUAAUUAAAAAAAAUAAAUUUUUGUAUUAAUGCUUCUUUAUAUGAGAAAUAAACUUGAGUGAAUUCUA